AUGGCUCCCAAAGUUCUCGUCGUGCUCACCUCUCAAGCCGAAAUCCCGGCUAACCGUGCUCGCACGGGGUGGUACCUGCCCGAAUUUGCCCAUCCACACGAUGUCCUGCACUCCAAGGUCUCGCUGACCGUCGCCUCGCCCAAGGGCGGCGAGGCCCCUCUAGACCCGAGCUCGGUCAAGAUGUUCGAGUCCGACCCCGUGGCGACGACGUUCCUAGCUGAGCAGAAGCCGCUCUGGACGAACACGCACAAGCUGGCGGACAUGGUGCCGCGCGCGAGCGAGUUUGAUGCUAUCUUCUAUGUUGGAGGUCAUGGCCCCAUGUUCGACCUUACCACCGACCCAACAAGCCUAGCCCUCAUUCAAACCUUCGCGGCAGCCAACAAGCCCGUCGCGGCAGUGUGCCAUGCGCCAUGCGUGCUGCUGAAUGCAACCGCUCCGUCAGGCGUGCCGCUCAUCUCCGGCGUCACGGUGACGGGGUUCUCGAAUGAAGAGGAAGACCAGGCGGGCAUGUCGUCUGUGGUGCCGUUCAUGCUGGAGACGGAGCUGGGACGCAUUUCGGGCGGGAAGUAUGUCAAGGCCGAUGCGGCUUGGGGGGAGAAGGUUGUUGUGUCCAAGGCUGCUGGGACGAAUUCGACGAUCAUCACGGGCCAGAAUCCGGCGUCGGCGACUGCGGUUGGGAAGGAGAUUCUUAAGGCUUUGGGGCUCUAG
This is a messenger RNA of Penicillium lagena, 708 nucleotides long. RefSeq names its product ThiJ/PfpI family protein. The transcript has 3 exons. Lineage: Eukaryota; Fungi; Ascomycota; Eurotiomycetes; Eurotiales; Aspergillaceae. Bases 1 to 708 code for a protein of 235 amino acids. The record is from RefSeq and is a predicted model, not a curated record. Gene Ontology annotation, molecular function: glyoxalase III activity.